AUGGGAUCGGCUCGACUAUUCGAGCUCGGCUCCGUGGUUCAACCAGCCGAUGUUACGUGGAAAAUGUUUGCCAUACGAAACGUAAAAGAUUGCUUCAAUGGGGAGCUUGUGGAUAAAGUCAUGCGGUCGCUGAAAAGCCUUGUUCAACUUGGUCUUGGGUUCUUCUGCGCCCUAAAUGGAAUUGUGGAUUUUUACAUGGAUAUUAGGUCAGGAAGACUACGUAGGUCUCGUUUCCUUGCCUCCUACAGGAUAGUGCACAAUUUUUUGGUUUUCGUCCUGACGACCAAGUUCCUACUGGACUUUUCGGAAAUGUUUGCUGACACAAAAAAAUCCGUGGUGAUAUUGAUUAACUUUUACACCUACUUCACCGUGGUGUGAAAUGGAAUUUUUGUGGUUCUCCUGAAGCUUCAGCAGCAAAAGGAGCUAAGCAGCCAAAUGGGAUAUAGAUGGCCGAAGGGAAAACAGCGCUACCUGAAUUGCCUGCUCUACUUAAUAACCUCACUUCUGAUCCUUCGCCUCAGCGUCCAUGUGCUUAGGUUUACUUUUAGCACCAGGAUGGGGUUCAACCAUGCCUGCAACUGCUUUCUGUCCGAGUGCAUGAUAUUUGCGAUAAAUUACCUGAUAUUUGCCAUCCUGUCGGAGAUAUGCGAGUGCUGGUGGCGAUUGGAGACCGGCCUGAAGAUGGUACUCCUGGAUCCAAAACCUAGAUCUGUUACCUACCAGUUAGGUCAGAUUCAACGGCUGCACACCAUGUUCCAGUGCCUAAUCGAUGUAACCUCGGAGGUGUGCUCCAUAUUCAACUUCGUCUUUCUGUGCUGCUUGGUUCGAAAUCUUUGGAGUGGCAUUGUGGCAGGAUACAUGCUGGUACGCGUAAUUCUCGGACAUGGACACGCGGACAGAGAGUUCAUGUACAUUUUGCUGGCCUUGAUUACGUGUAUCCAACCCCUGUUGUUAUCAUUCCUCGUGAGUUGCUUGACCCACACAACCGAAUCACUACUCGAGGCCGCCAAGGAUAUUUUAAGGACACCUCACAAACAAAGCACUGAGGUGGAGAGAAGUAUCGAAUGGUUGUCACUGCAAUUGGCCAGGCAGCAUACUUACAUCGCUAUUUUUGGAACGUUUCGCAUGAAUCGCUCGUUGGCCUUUAAAAGCACAUCGGUAAUCCUGGUCCACGUGCUCAAUUUCGAUGACCAAGUGAUGUUUCAAUCAACUAUAUUCAAUUUUUACAAUUAAAUAUGUCAAGCUUUAAAGCACUAUAAUAGUGCAGGCCCUAUUCAAUUUUUCCAAAAUAAUAGAGUAAUGUAAAUUAUAAUAUCCCCAAGGUAAAUUUCCCCUGUCAAUGGAAACGCAAGUAGUUAGUUUUGAAAGUAUCAUUUUGCUCUUGUCUUUUCUGUUUUUAUUUUAUUAUAGAAUUUUUAUUUUGUUUAGCUUAUUUCAUACAAUUAGUUGUUUACGUUUUUUUUUCAUUCUGAUUUCGAUUUAUUGUUUAAAAUCAACAUUCAUAAACACGUCCAUUGAAAUGAUUUUUAGAGUUCUUUCUUGCUUUCUUUGUUGUAUAUUUUCAUUCGCUUAAAAUAGUUUUGAAAAUGAUUUAUUUUGUGGGAUUUUUUUAUAGCGUGAGUGGUGUUAGAGUAAAUGCUUCAGUGUGAUGAAGGUGAUGGAUCCUUAGGCUUACGUACAUAUGCGGAGCAGUGUUUUAUGGACAGACACCUAGUACAAAAUGUGCACAUCCUAUCCGACACGCUGCGAUUUAAUGGGUAAUGGCUGAUCUGGAGUCGCAAUUAACAGGGGACAUUGAUGCAGGACAUGAAGCAUAAAAAGCCAACCAAGCAACAAGUACUUAAGUAUCCCUAUUUUCCUAGCUGCUGUGAUCUGUAGCUUCGAUCUGUACAUUGAGUGUAAAUAUACAAAUAUGCCGUUUGCCUGUAUAUAAAGACGCAAAAUAUAUAUAUUUAUGAUCUGUAGUUUGUGUGUUCGUGUUCCCCUCGCUUCGUACUUCCUUCCUCUAUUUUUUGUAUGUCUAAAAUUGUUCGCGCGUAAAACGUUUUCCAUUAGUUUCGAUUGCAUUUGCUGCACAAUUUGCUUUGCAAAAAAUAUAGUCGCCCAUGCGCGCUCUCUAUCUCUUUCAGUUUUGUAGGUACUCGAUUCUCACCAAUGUUCAAUUGAAGUGUUAAACAUCUCUGCUGCUCUGUAUUACGGAUAUUCGUUAUGUUUCGGGGGUCAUGGGGUCAAGGGUCAUCGGGGAUCACUAGUGAUUGGAUUUCGGUUGCUGGGUCCUCGAGUUUAGCUGCUAUUACGAUUACGUUAGUUUCGGUCGGUGUGGACUAAGCUUUUCAC
Molecule: messenger RNA, 2337 nt
Organism: Drosophila rhopaloa
Lineage: Eukaryota; Metazoa; Arthropoda; Insecta; Diptera; Drosophilidae
Gene: Gr85a
Product: putative gustatory receptor 85a
Biological process (GO): sensory perception of taste
Cellular component (GO): membrane
Source: RefSeq, a predicted model, not a curated record